CCUACCACCACCGCACCCAACCAACACACCCGCCAACUCUCGCGUCUCACAACCAUCACCACCUGCCUUGCCUUCUCCGCUGCCUAAACGUUUAGGUUGACAGCCCCGCCCGAUUCGCACUACGUUAUUAUUCUAUGUGAAGGAAGGCCAUUAGUAGGCGAACAGGUUUGUCUUCGAAGUUCGCUCUCGAUCCGGUCGGCCAAUCGGGAACUUCACUUUCCUGAUAAUCGCACCCAUCUACCGCACACUUAGAUUCACGUGUAGUCCGUGCUGGGCCUUUCUGUUACCGAUGUUCUUACACGCAGUACCCUGGAUGUUAGGCGCUAUAUACUCUUUAUGUAGCUCUUCGCGGUUCAUUCAUUCUGAUCCUCGCUAAGUCCUGAAGUACGUUAAGGCAUUUCCAAGAGACCGUAGCUAGGCGGAACAGCGUUAGGUGGAGACUCCUCUUGCAGGACAGCUGCCUCAUUUUCUGAAUUCGCAGCCACCUAAAGCUGUUGGCAUCAUUUGCCGACGAAUCCAACAGUACUUAACGGUGGUAGCAGGCGGUGGAAGCAGGCGGUGGAAGCAGGCGGUGGAAGCAGGCGGUGGAAGCAGGCGGUGGUAGCAGGCGGUGGUAGCAGGCGGUGGAAGCAGGCGGUGGAAGCAGGCGGUGGUAGCAGGCGGUGGUAGCAGGCGGUGGAAGCAGGCGGUGGUAGCAGGCGGUGGUAGCAGGCGGUGGUAGCAGGCGGUGGUAGCAGGCGGUGGUAGCAGGCGGUGGUAGCAGGCGGUGGUAGCAGGCGGUGGUAGCAGGCGGUGGUAGCAGGCGGUGGUAGCAGGCGGUGGUAGUCAGGGUUGGUCCUUCACCCGCAUCGCGCUUGGUCCACCAGCUCUGGGUUGGGUCCCUUGGCGCCUCGCCAUGGGGUGCGCGUGCUCCCAUCCCAGUGCGCUCGACGAGUCUCCGCCCCACAAGCCCGCCGCAGAGAAGCCCCCUCCUCCCCCGCAGCAGCAGAGACCGCCAGCCGCCACUCCGCCUCCCGCCGCCGUCCCCGUGGUCCCCGAGCCCCCUUCCACCAAAGAUCCCCCGCCUCCCGCCAAACCAGCGGCUGCGCCGGCCGUAACAGCAGCGGCGGCGGCGGCGGUAGCCGCAGCGCCAGCGGCGGCGAAGGGCAGCUCGCGGCAGAGCGGGCAAGGGGGGGCGGGGGAGGAGGGGGCGGAGCGAGAGCGACGGAGAGAGCGGGAGAAGGAGAAGGAGCGAGAGCGGCCGGCGGAUGCAGUAGUACCGGCUGCGGCGGCGUCGGUGGCGCGGCAGGUGGCUCGGAGCCUGGAGGGCGAGCAGGUGGCGGCCGGGUGGCCGUCGUGGCUGGCGUCCGUCGCCAGCGAAGCCAUCAAGGGCUGGGUGCCGCGCCGAGCUGAUUCCUUCGAAAAACUCGAUAAGAUCGGGCAGGGCACGUACAGCAACGUGUACAAGGCGCGCGACCUGGAGAGCGGGCGGCUGGUGGCGCUGAAGAAGGUGCGCUUCGACAACCUGGAGCCCGAGAGCGUGCGGUUCAUGGCGCGCGAGAUCGAGGUGCUGCGGCGCCUCGACCACCCGAACGUGAUCAAGCUGGAGGGACUGGUGACGAGCCGCAUGAGCUGCAGCCUCUACCUCGUCUUCGAGUACAUGGAGCACGACCUUGCCGGCCUCGCCGCCUGCCCGGGCAUCUCCUUCACCGAGGCGCAGGUGAAGUGCUACAUGCAGCAGCUGCUGGCGGGGCUGGAGCACUGCCACACGCACGGCGUGCUGCACCGCGACAUCAAGGGCAGCAACCUGCUGCUCGACAACACGGGCAGCCUCAAGAUCGCCGACUUCGGGCUCGCCACCUUCUACCGCCCCGAGCAGAACGUGCCGCUGACGAGCCGCGUGGUGACGCUGUGGUACCGGCCGCCCGAGCUGCUGCUGGGCGCGACGACGUACGGCGUGGGCGUGGACCUGUGGAGCAGCGGCUGCAUCCUCGCCGAGCUGCUCGCCGGCAAACCCAUCAUGCCCGGCCGCACCGAGGUGGAGCAGCUGCACAAGAUAUUCAAGCUGUGCGGGUCGCCCAGCGAGGAGUACUGGCGGCGGUCCAAGCUGCCGCACGCGACCAUCUUCAAGCCCACGCAGCCGUACAAGCGGUCGCUGCGGGACCUCUUCAAGGACUUCCCCGCCACCGCGCUCAACCUGCUCGACGUCCUGCUCUCCAUCGAACCCGCCGAUCGCGGCUCCGCCACCUCGGCACUCGCGCACGAGUUCUUCACAACGAAGCCGUUCCCGUGCGACCCGGCCAGUCUACCUCAGUACCCGCCCAGCAAGGAGUACGACGCCAAGCUCCGCGACGAGGAGGCCCGCAGGCAGAGGGCGGCAGGGGCGCGGGCAGGCAAGGUGCUAGACAGCAGCGCCAGCACCAAGCAGCUGGCGCAGGGGCAGGGCGGGCCGGGCGGGCAGCGCAGCAGCACGUCACAGGCGGUGUCGCAGCAGCAGGCGCAGGCGCAGCAGGCGAGCCAGCAGCGGUCCAGCAGAGCGGUGCCGGCGCCCCAUGCCAAUGCGGAGCUGGUGGAGUCCAUCAACAUGCAGAAGCAGCAGCAGGGCAAGGCGGCGAUCGCCAAGAGCAAGAGUGAGAAGUUCAUCAGCCCGUCGGAGAUGGCGCUGGCAGCGGGCCUGCAGGGGCUGGGGCCGCAGCUGAUGGCGGCGGGCAAGGCCGUCGACACGCCCGACGGGCUCAAGGCGCUCAAGCCCGCCGACGCCGCCGACAAGCUCAGGGGCACCGCGGCGGGCGGCAAGAGCAUGUCCGCCACCACCUCGUGGGUGCAGGGGCCCUCCUACUCCAGCGCCGGGGGCGCUGCCGGGGGGGGCGGAGGGGCGGGGGUCAGUGGGCGCAACGUGAGUGGGGAGGUGGGGAUGGGGGAGAGCAAGGGGGGCGGGUUGGUGCGGACAGGUAGUGGUGGGAGGAGCAAAGGGGGGGCGGGGGGCAUGAACGCCAUGAGCCACGAGCUGUCUGCGGCGGCUGUGGCAGCUGCCGCUGGUGUGGCGGGUGUGGGUGGUGGUGCUGGGUCGGGCACAGGCGGGUCCAAGGACUUUUCCACCAGCUCGUCGCGUGACCUGACCGAAUCAAGAGACGCUGCUCUGAGGAAAGUGCGGGAGAGGGAGAGGGAGCGCGAGAGGGAGAAAGAGGAGAGGGAGAAGAGGGAGCGCGAGAGGGAACGGGAGCGGGAGAAGCGGGAGUCGCGGUCGUCGGAUUUGAGAUUGCACCCGAUGCACAACCAGAUGGUGCAGCAGCUGCACUCGCAGCAGCAGCAACAAGGAGGGCAACAGCAGCACCGGCCCAGCAGCGAGCAUGGCUCUCGUGGCGCUGCUCUCAACAGCAGCAGCACCAAGGGCCGCCUGCCCAAGACGCGGUCAGGGGAGUUGUCGCGACAGCCCGGUAAAUCCGAGGGUAAAUCACGCAACAACUCCAUCAACGACAAGCAGCGCCGUGAGAUUGAGGCUCUCUUUGCGUCGGCCUCCAUCUCAGGCGUUCUGCCAGGGGUUCUGGGGGGAGGGUCGGGGGAGGGGGAGCGGGGGCGGGAUAAGAGUAGGGAGCGGGAGCAGCGGCCAAGCAGCAGCGGGGGGCACGGGGGCGGCGGCAGCGGGCCGAUGCGGCUGUCGAAUCGCAAGGCGGGGGGCAUGUCGCAAGCGGAGAAGAGCAAGGUGGACCAGAAGACGUGGAUGCUCAUGGGCGCUGCAGGCGAGCUGCCCCCGGGUGUGGCGGCCGCGCUGGCGGCAACGCGGGGCGAGGGGCAGAGCCACAGCCUCAAUGCCGUCGCCAGCACCAGCAGCCUGGAGCGGGGGGGAGGGGGAGGUGGAGGGGGAUGGGCGGGGGGAGGGGGAGGAGGAGGGGGCGACGACCGCACGGUGGUGCGCAGCAACAGCAGUGGGGGCGGGGGGCGGGGAGCGGUGGAGGUGAGUCCGCGGGGGCGGCCCGUGUCCACCUUUGCCGUGGAGUUCAGCCCCCGGCGGGGCAGCCCCAGGCGUGCCGGCAGCGGCGGUGGGGGCGGCGGUGGGGGCGGGGGCAUGCGGAGCGCAGCGGCGGAGGGCAGUCCACGGCGGCGAUGGUCGCCCAUGCGGGACGCAGCGUCUCCACGCGCGCGAGUCAAGCGCAGCGUGGUGGGCGUGUCACCCUCCCGAGGGGGGGGCAGCAGCAGCGCAGGGGCGGGUGGGGGGGUGGUGGCGGGUGUGGGGAGUGGAGGGGUAAGUGGCAGUGGCAGUGGGCACCGGAGACGGCCGUCGGGAGGGAGUGCGGGUGGGGGAGGGGGAGGGGUGGAGUCUCAGCAUGGGAGUGGAGAGCCGGGAGUUGUGCGCGCAGCCGUGGGCACAGCCGCGUCAUAGUGCCGCAUCCCGCAUCCCUGGCGGGUCACAGCAGUAGAUUAUUAGGCUCGAGAGUUCCCCUUCUCUCUCCCUGUCUCUCGCCCCUGGCACUUUCUCCCCACGGUGCACGCCUCGCCAACCCCCAUUGGUGGAACAUGUUGACGCGCUGUGAAGCAACACACUGCUGCCUCCCAGUGGACCCAUGCCCCGCACCACGCAGUUGCUCCGUGGGGGAGCUGUAGGCAGGCCAGAACGCCCCCCACGCAUGAUGAGGAUGCGGAUCACCUCACCACCACUUGUUCUAUACAAGCUAGGGGCGCCAGGUGGCAAUAUAGCUGCAAUUAGGGCUUACUCAUGAGUUGCCGCUUCAUUAUUAUUGGUAGGUUUGAGUACUGGGUUGCAAUUCUUUGUUCGUACCUUGUCGCUAACCAUUUUCCAUAUAAAAUAAGGGAUAGCAU
This is a messenger RNA of Closterium sp. NIES-67, 4797 nucleotides long. NCBI's taxonomy places the organism in Eukaryota, Viridiplantae, Streptophyta, Zygnematophyceae, Desmidiales, Closteriaceae. The record is from the annotation of a GenBank genome assembly.